Messenger RNA from Microthlaspi erraticum, 696 nucleotides. NCBI's taxonomy places the organism in Eukaryota, Viridiplantae, Streptophyta, Magnoliopsida, Brassicales, Brassicaceae. The record is from the annotation of a GenBank genome assembly.
AUGGUGACCGCAACUCGUCAAGGGCUAAUUCGACCUAGUAAAAAACGAUCAACGAAGCACAGUGACGGAUCUGCAUCAGCCCCGGUGGAAAUUGACGAUCCAGUCGAAGAAACGACGAUUCCAAAUCCUCCGCCGCAAAAUUCAAACAUGCAAGAAGGAGCCGCCGUCGUAGAUGACAACUCCAACAAGCAGCUCGUCCCUUAUGAAGCGGAAUCCGACUCUUUCACCACGGCUGAGGACGAAGAAGCAGGAGGCGAAGAGGCGACGGCGGAGAAAUCCGAGAAUCGCCAAGACGAGAAACCGUCGGAUCCACACACCGCCGGAACCCUAGAUCCGCCACCGACUGAAGGAGCGACUGAAGCAGCGGUCACUACACCUCCGGUGGUGACCGUCGGUGAUGAGCUAAACGCCACCGCAACAGAGAUUCCGGAGCCCGACACCUCAAUUCCUCCGUCAGAUCUGAGAUCCGCCGCUUCUCCAUCUCAAGUCGACAAUCGAGAAGACACUGAGGCCCUCGAUGAACUCAAUCUGGGUGAACCUUCCAGAUCUGAGCAGAAGGAGCCGUCCCCUGAUCCACCGAAUGUAACAGUGCCAACGAGUCCUUCACCAGUUCUCGAUCAAACGCGAUACGCCGUCUCCAAUGAAGAACUGAGCGAAGAAGAUAUCUCUCUUAUUCCAUUGGAAGAGGAAAGUUAA